Messenger RNA from Loxodonta africana (African savanna elephant), 4965 nucleotides. RefSeq names its product cyclin dependent kinase 14 (gene CDK14). The transcript is spliced from 15 exons. Gene Ontology annotation, cellular component: cytosol; nucleus; cytoplasm. Bases 140 to 1549 code for a protein of 469 amino acids. Lineage: Eukaryota; Metazoa; Chordata; Mammalia; Proboscidea; Elephantidae. The record is from RefSeq and is a predicted model, not a curated record. Gene Ontology annotation, biological process: protein phosphorylation. Gene Ontology annotation, molecular function: ATP binding; cyclin-dependent protein serine/threonine kinase activity; cyclin binding.
CCGUGCGCGUCGCCUCCCGGCCCGAGGAGGAGGUGGAGGAGGAGGAGGCGCCGCCUUCCCUGUGCCGCGCGCCCUCGCCGUUGUCUGCGCUCUACUCUGGACCAGUUUAGGGAAGUUGCCCCGGCCCCGCGUCGCCCAGAUGUGCGACCUUAUUGAGCCGCAGCCGGCCGAGAAGAUCGGCAAGAUGAAGAAGUUGCGGAGAACUUUGUCGGAGAGUUUCAGCCGCAUUGCUUUGAAGAAAGAGGACACCACCUUUGAUGAGAUAUGUGUCACGAAGAUGUCUACACGGAACUGCCAGGGAAUGGACUCAGUGAUCAAACCCCUGGACACAAUUCCUGAGGAUAAAAAAGUCAGAGUUCAGAGGACACAGAGUACUUUCGACCCAUUUGAGAAGCCAGCUAAUCAAGUAAAGAGGGUACAUUCUGAGAACAAUGCUUGCAUUAACUUUAAGUCCUCCUCCUCUGGGAAAGAGUCGCCUAAAGUUCGAAGACACUCCAGCCCCAGCUCGCCAACAAGUCCCAAAUUUGGAAAAGCUGAUUCAUACGAAAAACUGGAAAAGCUAGGGGAAGGAUCUUAUGCUACAGUCUACAAAGGGAAAAGCAAGGUCAAUGGGAAAUUGGUAGCCCUGAAGGUGAUCAGGCUGCAGGAAGAAGAAGGCACACCUUUCACAGCUAUCAGGGAAGCCUCUCUGUUAAAAGGACUAAAACAUGCUAACAUAGUGCUGCUUCAUGACAUCAUCCAUACCAAGGAAACGCUGACGCUUGUGUUUGAAUAUGUGCACACUGAUUUAUGUCAGUACAUGGACAAGCACCCUGGGGGGCUGCAUCCAGACAAUGUGAAGUUGUUUUUAUUUCAGUUGCUGCGAGGGCUGUCUUACAUCCACCAGCGUUAUAUUUUGCACAGAGACCUGAAACCACAGAACCUUCUGAUCAGUGACACGGGGGAGUUAAAGCUGGCAGAUUUCGGUCUUGCAAGAGCAAAAUCCGUCCCUAGCCACACAUACUCCAAUGAAGUGGUUACUUUGUGGUACAGACCUCCAGAUGUCCUCCUGGGCUCGACAGAAUAUUCUACCUGCCUUGACAUGUGGGGAGUCGGCUGCAUCUUUGUAGAAAUGAUCCAAGGGGUUGCUGCUUUUCCAGGAAUGAAAGACAUUCAGGAUCAACUUGAACGAAUAUUUCUGGUUCUUGGAACACCAAAUGAGGACACAUGGCCUGGAGUCCAUUCUUUACCACAUUUUAAACCAGAACGCUUUACCGUGUACAGCUCUAAAAACCUGAGACAAGCAUGGAAUAAGCUCAGCUAUGUGAACCAUGCAGAAGACCUGGCCUCCAAGCUCCUACAGUGUUCUCCAAAGAACAGACUAUCAGCACAGGCAGCCUUGAGCCACGAGUAUUUUAGUGACCUGCCCCCACGGCUAUGGGAACUGACCGAUAUGUCUUCUAUUUUUACCAUCCCAAAUGUAAGAUUGCAACCAGAAACUGGAGAAAGCAUGCGGGCCUUUGGGAAAAACAAUAGUUAUGGCAAAAGUCUAUCAAAUAGCAAGCACUGACAAGCACAAAGUUCUCAAGAAAGUGCAGGAUUAAGUUGUCAUUGUUCUGGAAAGAAAAGAAAAAAAAAAUUAAUGAAGUGGCCGAUAAUACGAAGGAAAUCAUGGAUCAGUUUCCUUCCCCUCCUGGCGGUAGAUUUCUCUUACAAGAAAAUUGAAGCUGGCAAGACCCUGUUUUCUCUGCAGUUUAUUUAAAACCUUGCACGAAUUUGGAUACCUUGUGAUUUCCAAGAACUAUGUGAAGAUUAAGCUUUGCUUACUGAUACAUGGCAUGUAUUCUUUUCAGUCUUUUGUGUUUGAUUUUGUUUGAUUUCCACAGCAUCCCUGCAAAGAUUUUUAUGCUUUCACCAGCCAUGUCUUAAAUACAUUAAGACAACACAUUUGGUGUUCACACUUCUUCAGUAAUGUCUCUACAUGAAAGCCACAUAGUGGCAUAAAACAAUGUGUGUUUUCUUUGAGAGCACUGUACAUUUUGCAGCCACUAGGAAGGAAAUGUUUAGCUAAAGCAAACCCAUAUUCUCUGACUGACUUGACAACUCGGUCCCUGGCCGUGGGACCCUACCUAUUGUACCUGUUGAGGACAUUUGCAUAUGUGGGUUUUUUUUCUACGACACAACGGCACAUUUACAUAGGAUAUCAGAAUCUGCAUUGUCAAGCCACAUGACUGUUUUCAGAGUCAGCUGGAAGCGAAGAAAAAAAAUCUCAGUCAUUAAGUACAAAGACAGGGAUAAAUUGCUUGCUUAGUUUUUAAGCUCUGGAGAUUGAGGUGACCUUUUACAUGUUUUCUGGGUCUUGUUGACAUCAUAUUUUUCCAUCUGCUCUGUUACACCUUGUGAGUAUUUUCUAAAUGCAGAAAAGAGCGAGGAACAGAAUGUUUAGAACGUUGGGUCCAAAAGAAUGUAUUUGCUGGCGGAGCCUUGAAAGCAGCGUUUGCUGGUUAACGUGUAAAAAAGCAACUACAGAGUUAUCCAGAGUUACAGGUUAGCUCAUUCACACCAAAGCAUUUUCAGUUACUUUUUUUAAGACGUUCCAAGCUGAUCGGAAGAUGUCUCUGGGUACCUUACCUUAAACAGUCUCCUGGAAUAGCUGUUCAAAUGCAGGCUUUUGGAACAAUGCAGGAGUCUUGCUUUAAAGAUGGAAAAAGGAAAAAGCAAGGUCCAGCUUCCCUUGUUUAAGGAGUUGAGGGACCUCAGAGAAUGAAUGCUAGCAUGUGAAAACUGAAGGAAAAGUGGACGGGGCAGGCGUGCACUUUGAUCCGGAGGUAAAGCCGCCUGAUUCAGGCCGGCUCCCAGUGGGGUUGCCUCACUGCAGAUUCCCAGAUAACACUGAGGCCAAGGGGGCACUUAGGGAACUUCAUCUAAAGCCUGAAACAUAGUUUCUCAGGACACAAAUUCCCAUAAAUACUUUCCUGCACAUGGUUUUACAUUUUCCUGUUGGAAGGAAGGAGUGCUUCAAAGAUGUCAUACUUUUUAGGAUCAGGACUAGGAAUUAUGAGCCAGUUGGACAAGCACUUUCUCUGAGAGUUGGGUGAGGGAAAAGCUUUUCUAUAGUCAAACCCAAUAUACCUGGGAACUUGGACCCAGAAUUGCUAAACAUGAGAAUCCUUCCUGGAGUGGGUGUGAGAUCUAUGUCAGGAUCACACUUCUUCCUGGGCAGAUGUCACAUUCAUUGCAAGCUUAUAGUAACUGCUAAGUGAGGAAUUCUUAACUGAUUGAUUUUCAAGAGAGUAAAAGUUACCCCAGGCUAGAAUGUUUACUGUUUCCUACCUAGAAACCCUUCCCAUUCUUCUUUCAUACAUUCCAACCCACGGGAAGUCUUUAGGAGUAUUGUGAUUUAGAAUGUACUUAAAUAAGGAUUUUUUUUAAGUAAAAAUGGGCAGAAAACUUUACGUGCAAUCAAAAACUGCUUUUUCUAUGAUUUGUUUUGAAUCGUUCAUUUGAGGGAGAGGCAUAACUUUCAUAUUCUACUAAAUUUAAAUCAAGAGCAACUGAUAAUUAAAUCUUGCCAUUUAAAUAAACUUUCUAAUUUGAAAAGAUUGAAUGUGGAAAGACUUCAAUUAGAACCUUAGGGUCAUUCAGAGAUAUAUGUCCCUGUCACAGGCAUCUUCUCAGAAAUGAAAUAUAAUACUAUUCAGUGGAGGAAAAAAAAAUACUUUUCAGAAAGUUGUGUUUAGGAGUUUUUCCACUCCCCAUCCUCGCCACUGAUACAAAAAAUCCAAAGUGUGGUUUCUCUCUCUCUCUCUCUUUGCUGCUCCCAUUUGCAAUCAUAGUCUCUCUUCCCUUCUUUUCCCUCCUCCCCUCUCUGAGGUUUUCAUGUUUAAAUCAGUCACAAAAGUCAUUACAGACCGUGUUCAUUAGCAGAUUUAUUAUUCUACAGAGAAACCACUGGAAUGUUCUGUGAGAUUAUUUUUAUAUGAAGGAAUAGCUUCAAUCCAAGCAGCUGGAACAGUAAGAACACCUUAGCAUGGUGAUUAUAUCAGCAUAGCAUCAUUGCACACGUAGAACUCUGCAAGGAGAUUUGGGACUUCAUUUCCAUUUUCUUGAACAGUUUUGUUGACUUAAAAAUACAAGAUACAUAGGACAUUAAAAAAAAAAAGUUUUUGCAAUGCUCAGCAAAAAAUAGGGAGUGUAAGAUAGGGGUGGCUGUCCAUCCACAGAUGCAAGGGUGAGAAGGUCUUUCUACCUCCCAAGAGUGAUUAGAAAAGUUUCCAGGGGAGCCUCCAGACUUGCAGAGAAAGAAAGUCCUCUUGGUAUCCUUUCCUCAGUGUGUAUAUGACAGCCAGUUUAAUCAGUACCGUAGGUUAUGCUUCUGUAUAAGAUACUCACCUGUGAAUAUUAUUGGUUUUGUAAUCUUUGUUAUAUAAGAGGAUGUUUAGGCUGUACAUACUGGGGUAGAAUAUUGCCUACCCCCUAUACAUAGGAACGUGCAACAUAAUUGUGCAGAACUUCCUUCUCCCUUACUGGCUGGUAGACGGAGGAAACUGUAUAUGUUACUGCCUUGCAGUUUUCUCAUACACCACACACAUGCACACACACGCACACACGACUCAAAUAAACUAAACAAUCUCCCUUUCUCAUUCCUCCUCCUCACAACAGCAUAUUUUAGAGGCACAUGUAAAAUCUACAUUCUCUAGUCAGAAGUGGAUUUUUUGUUUUUCUUAUUUCUUUUUUUUUUUUUUGUAUGUUACACUGAGAUGUGUACUUUGAAACAGGGGUUUGGUACCUACGAGAUGUGCUAGCAUCAUUCAGAAAACUAUUAUACUUCAAAGUGAGACAUAGUAAGGAGAAUGGAAUAAUACAUGUUGCAUAUUUGUUACUGAUUGUAAUUUGUCUGUAUUAUGAAAGAUGUAAUGGUUUGUCAACUGUCACUGUUGUUUUCUUGUAACAUGAUAUGGAAUAAAGUGUAGCAGAAUCUCCAUA